CUGACGCCGGGGCGGCUGGCGUGAUGAGGUCACGACGCAGUGGGCAGGCUGGCGAGAUCGCAACGUUCGCCGAGGGUCGCGGGGUGACGGUUGAGGAGGAACUCCGUAUGGUCGGCCAUGGGUAGCCGAAUCGAGUGCGUGUUUUUCAGCGAGUUUCACCCGACCCUCGGGCCGAAAAUCACCUUCCAGGUACCGAGGAUUGGCAGCAAGCAGGCCGGCGACGACCACUCGUGGGGUGGCCUCCUGACGUGCCUGAAGAGUACAUUUCAAGGGAGCUAUUUGAUACAGUCCAGCACUUCUAUGGAUAAGAAACUAAUUGGCUGCCCUGUGUGCAUAGAACACAAGAAGUAUGUCCGCAAUGCAUUACUCUUCAAUCUGGGCUUUGUUUGUGACGCAAAAGCGAAGACUUGCUCUUUGGAACCAAUUGUUAAAAAGCUGGCAGGAUACCUCACUACAUUGGAGCUGGAAAGCGGUUUCAUCUCAAACGAAGACAGCAAGCAGAAACUAGUCCCGCUAAUGACCAUUAUUCUAGAGGAGCUGAAUGCCCGUGGAGAGUGCUCGUUACCAAUAGAUGAAUCCAAUACCAUUCACCUGAAAGUGAUCACCCAACGGAGAGACCAGCCUGUGGUGCAGGAGUAUGAUGUUCCAGUAUUCACUGAGUGUAAAGAAGACUUUAUUAAAAUCCACUGGGAUCUGACAACACAGCAGAUUUUACCAUACAUUGAUGGGUUCCGUCACAUCCAGAAGAUUUCUGCUGAGGCAGAUGUGGAGUUGAACUUGGUGCGAAUUGCAGUGCAGAAUUUACUGUACUAUGGAGUUGUGACCUUAGUUCCUAUAUUCCAGUAUUCCAAUGUGUACUGUCCAACUCCUCGGGUGCAGGAUCUGGUAGAUGACAAAUCCUUGCAGGAAGAGUGCCUAGUAUAUGUCACCAAACCAGGACACAAGCGUGCCAGUCUGCGUGAUGUAUUUCAGCUUUACUGUGGGCUCAGUCCUGGCACUACAGCACGAGAUCUCUGCUCCCGCUAUGCUCAACAGCUUCAACGUGUGGACGAGAGAAAGUUGAUUCAGUUUGGUCUGAUGAAAAAUCUAAUUCGGCGACUACAUAAGUAUCCGGUGAAGAUCAACCGAGACGAGAGAAGCCGGCCGCCUCGUCUCUACACUGGUUCACACAGCUAUGAUGAAAUCUGCUGCAAAACAGGAAUUAGCUACAAAGAAUUGGAUGAGAGGCUAGAGAAUGACUCUAAUAUCAUUGUGUGCUGGAAAUGAGAGUACAGCAAGUGGCACAACUGCUGGAUGUCGCACGGGUGUAAAGUUGACCAAGAGUUUCUAAGCUGAAGAUCAGUUUUGCGAGGAGUGUGAAAAAGUAAUAGAUGGUUCAGACUUGGGUAGUGUAAGCUGUACUGGUUUUCAGUAAUGAUAAACUGUUCUGAGUCUCCUAGAUUAACUUAAAAAUAGGUAAGGAAUGUGUGACACCAUUUUUCCUUAAAUAGAUUGUGAUCUGUAACUUAAGAGAUUUUGUGUUUAUAUUAAUAUCAUCCUUACCCUAAUCCUCCUCCUGUGUGCAUGCAUCUCAUCAUGAGUAUCAAGGAAAGAGCUGACCCAUCCACCAUGGUUGAUUCAAAUCUUUCCUUCUCCAAUCAUUUAAAAUUCUUUGGUGAAACAUUCCUUCGCUAGCCUGUUACUUAUCGUGUAUAAUACCAAUUACUACGUAACCUGUGGUAACCAAGUUGAGUCCCCAAUCUGCACUGCUUUAGCUGAUCUCAGUUGGUGGUACUUUGAGUGGUCUUGGUGCCCCAGGGUGUGGUCUAUCCAUGGUCACCUGCUGUCAAAGCAUAUGUGUGUGUUGAUGAGAUCAAAUAAUUUGUGAUGGAUUCACAGUUGAACUUCUUGCCAGCAUUGAAAAAUGACCCUUUUGAAUGUGUUCCUGCUGAGCUCAGUAUAUUUGAACCAUUGCUCUGCAAAUCAGUGCCUUCGUGAGAAUAGAAAUGUACAAAUCUGUACAGAUGGUUAUGACUAGUUUUGG
Hemiscyllium ocellatum (epaulette shark) is the source of this 2023-nucleotide messenger RNA. It is a transcript of the gene nprl2, whose product is annotated as NPR2 like, GATOR1 complex subunit. Gene Ontology annotation, cellular component: GATOR1 complex; vacuolar membrane. The record is from RefSeq and is a predicted model, not a curated record. The transcript is spliced from 11 exons. Gene Ontology annotation, molecular function: GTPase activator activity. The coding region runs from base 118 to 1266 and encodes 382 amino acids. Gene Ontology annotation, biological process: positive regulation of autophagy; cellular response to amino acid starvation; negative regulation of TORC1 signaling. Lineage: Eukaryota; Metazoa; Chordata; Chondrichthyes; Orectolobiformes; Hemiscylliidae.